Molecule: messenger RNA, 612 nt
Organism: Fulvia fulva
Lineage: Eukaryota; Fungi; Ascomycota; Dothideomycetes; Mycosphaerellales; Mycosphaerellaceae
Exons: 2
Coding region: 1-612 (203 amino acids)
Source: RefSeq, a predicted model, not a curated record
AUGAUGGCUGCGAGCUCGCGUCUACUUCAAUUGCCGGCUGAGCUUCGCAACGCGAUCUACGAGUUGGCCUUUACGACCAAACACGAUCUCGACGAGAAGGUCGACCUCCUUGCUGCAAAACCUCCUGAUGGCAAGGCCCUCCUCGCGACCUGCCGUCAGGUCUAUAAUGAAGCGUGCGAACUCUACAAGACCAAGUAUCGCGAGUUCUGGACCACUAGCAGCUUCGUGGUGACGGUGAACGGGGUACCUGUGCGGAAUCAAGUCGCAUCGCCGAAGACUGCAGACAUCGAGAACAUAAGCACGCUCGAGGUCGUACUCGGCUCCUUUGGGCACAGUGAUAUCCGACAGAGAUUCAACAUCUAUACUCUGGUUGACAAGCGCGGCGGCUGGUGCGUGGACGGACGUGAUUACAUCUGGGCGGGAUACGGUGCUGGGGGCCGUCUGGUCUGCCGCAGGGCAUUCACGAAGGAGGAGCUCAGUUACCUAUGUUCUCAGGCCGCUAGAAAGCUAUCCUUCAGCAAGAGGUUGUGGGACACCUUUGGCGUUCCUGAGGCGGUGUCGGAAACCGACAAGGAGUACAGACCUGCUAUCAAGGGGGCUCGAGAUGCCUGA